ACUGAACACAGACUCGACGGAGGGAACCUCACAGUGAAAAGUCCACAGACACUAUCAAGUCCACAUCUGCACCCAGAGUCCAAUGGUCAGGGUCUGCACCGGAGCUGCUUCCUGCACACAGCACACACACUGCAUGAGAGGACACUGACUGCCGCUGACUGGCUCUGAGCACACCGAGCGCAACCUGCUGACACAUUACAGAGCACAAAGUUAGGCCGAGGUCUCGCAGUCAUGUCCGGGCAGCCUCGAUUUGUGAGUCCGUUUCACAGACCUCAGUGUUUGGCUGCUGCAGCUCCGGCGGGGGGAGCUAAGUUCACACACCCGGGGAAGGCGAUCCUGGCAGGCGGGAUCGCAGGAGGCAUCGAGAUCUGCAUCACCUUCCCCACAGAGUACGUGAAAACACAGCUGCAGCUCGACGAGAAGGCCAAUCCUCCCAAAUACAGAGGCAUCGUCGACUGUGUGAAGCAGACGGUGAACGGUCAUGGGGUGAGGGGUCUCUACAGAGGGCUGAGCUCGCUGCUGUACGGCUCUAUACCUAAAGCAGCUGUCAGAUUUGGGGUGUUUGAGUUCCUCAGUAACAAGGUGCGUGAUGAAAAUGGAAAACUAGAUGGCAUGACGGGAUUCCUCUGCGGCCUCGGAGCUGGAGUUGCAGAGGCUGUGUUCGUAGUGUGUCCUAUGGAGACAGUAAAGGUCAAAUUCAUCCAUGAUCAGACAUCAGCAAACCCAAAGUACAAGGGCUUUUUCCAUGGAGUGAGGGAGAUUAUUAGAUCCCAAGGACUGAAGGGGACGUACCAAGGUCUCACAGCCACCGUGUUGAAACAAGGCUCCAACCAGGCCAUCCGCUUCUACGUCAUGACUUCCCUGAGGAACUGGUACAGAGGUGAUGACCCCAACAAAAAAAUUAACCCCCUGGUGACUGGUAUGUUUGGAGCUGUUGCUGGUGCUGCCAGUGUGUUUGGGAACACUCCCCUGGAUGUCAUUAAGACCAGAAUGCAGGGUCUGGAAGCUCACAAGUACAAAAGCACAGUGGACUGUGCCAUCAAGAUCAUGAAGUAUGAAGGAGUAAAAGCGUUCUACAAAGGUACUGUGCCCCGGCUGGGUCGGGUGUGUAUGGACGUGGCCUUAGUCUUCAUAAUCUACGACGAAGUUGUGAAGGUCUUAAACAUUGUUUGGAAGACAGACUGAAAAGGACCCCCCCGACGGUGCGACUCAACAAGCAGGAGUGUUAGGACAGGCCAAUCACAUUACUAACCAGGCCAAGUCCCAAACCAGUCUCCUUAAACCCUGCGUCUAGGUUCUAAUAUCUACCUCUAAGUGAUUUUCAGAGAGAAAGAAAGGGAUUGGUAUGUUCUUAAUUUUAUUUAUAACACCGCUAUGACAAGUGGAAGCAUGAUCUGCAUGAAAAAAGGCUCCAGACUGCAGUCACUGCUUGCUGUUUUUCUUAAAUUCCAGAAGGGGGGAAGUUCCUUAAGAGCUCAGGGAAAGGAACGGGGCAUUUAUUUAGAUUCCAUUGACUUGAGAUUUGGGAACGCCAGCCAACAGCACAGACAACCACAGUGCUUUGAGUUCAGUUAUACUGAUGCUUUAUGAACUUAAUCAAAGAAAAACCAAUGCCCGACCCAACAUAAUGUGAUUAAGACGCUGCAGGCAAGGAAAUCAUACUUGAAAUGAGAGAAUAUACCACAGAUCGAACAUUGUAAAGCCCUCUUUAUGCAAAUGUGUAGAUGUUUCUCUGUUAGACUUUUCAAAAGUAUUAUUUCUUUAAUUUUCUGAUGAGAUCAUUUAUGUUAACAUGCCACAUGCUGCAGGGGCUACAGGUACAUUCACAACUAAAUGCCUUAAAUCACAAUUUCCAGAUGAAUCCAGAUUGUAGGUCCAUGUAGAUCCAGAGAGGCAGCUUUUAAUUAUGUCACACGACUUCUAUAGAAACGCACAUUUUCCACAAAACAGUGCUAAAGAGAGUUCAUCUAAAUUGCAGAGAUGUUUUAGAUCAAUUAGCUAGAUUGAUGCUAUAAAAAAGUGCCUAUGUAUUGUGAGAUUCAUUUUGAGAUUAAGAAUGAUUGAAUGUUGUGUGUGCUCAGUCACUACAGAUUGUUUUGUGAUAAUAAGCUCUGUUGCACACGCUGCAGCAGUGCCAGAUGUUUAAUUCCAGGCAGUUUCUGAAGUAUUCCUGUGAUGUUCAUAUCCUCUAAAUUCAUUGUAAUUAUUGAUGAAGUUUUUGCUUUUAAAAUUCAUAUUGCCGUUAUUGCAUAGACUGUUAGAGAAGUGCCAUUAACAGUGCCUUCCAUCUCAUUCCAGAGUGGUUUAGGAUAGCUUUUAUUGCAGAUUCCGUUUUUAAUUUUUAACCACGUUAAUUGCCUUUUACUUUUUACACCAAUGUAUGACCCAAUGUGCCAACUGCUGCUCAUAUACUUAUAUAUAAUGCCAUGUUUUAGACUGGAGUUUGUAGCUUGUGAGUCUGACAUAUUCACAUGCAAUGCAAUUAACUGUUUUUACAACGGUUUUCUUUUUUAGCUCCAGUUUGCAUACAUGUGGACUCUGUGUCAUAGCUAUUUAAAGAGCUUUUUCUUAAAUGUUAAGACAUGAAAAAAUUCCAGUAGUAAAACUGAGUAUUGUGCCUUCAGUCUAAUUAAUUCUAACAUGGAUGCUGGCAAAUAAACGUUCAGACUGUUAA
This is a messenger RNA of Epinephelus moara (kelp grouper), 2674 nucleotides long. RefSeq names its product slc25a1 solute carrier family 25 member 1b (gene slc25a1b). The record is from RefSeq and is a predicted model, not a curated record. The transcript has 9 exons. Gene Ontology annotation, biological process: mitochondrial citrate transmembrane transport. NCBI's taxonomy places the organism in Eukaryota, Metazoa, Chordata, Actinopteri, Perciformes, Serranidae. Bases 232 to 1185 code for a protein of 317 amino acids.